Molecule: messenger RNA, 1632 nt
Organism: Paramuricea clavata
Lineage: Eukaryota; Metazoa; Cnidaria; Anthozoa; Malacalcyonacea; Plexauridae
Source: the annotation of a GenBank genome assembly
GUUUUUGUCAGGCGUUCGCCAGGUAAACAAAAAAUCUUGACGUCAUUGUUUUUGUGCUAUUCGGGCAGCGUGUUUCUCUGUCGCGGUGAAUUCACGACUUGUAAUUUCUGUGUAAAAGCUUCGUUUUCGCUUUCCUCGACAAAAUGGACGCUCUUCGACAACAAGCAAUGAUAAAUCAGUUCGUGAACGUCGCCGGUUGUGCUGUAGAUCAAGCGAAGAAGCUUUUACAAGCGGGAAAUUGGCAAUUCGAGGUGAGCGAAUGUGUUUGUUUUGGUCCGGCCAUGAUGUCUUGUUGUGUUUCAUUUCCUUGUACUGUGAUAGAUUCCCGCCAGUAUUUUAACGAUUUCUUCUUCCAUUAUAGACUGCUUUAAGCUUGUUCUUUCAAGAAGCAGCAAUUCCCUGCCACUCACAGCAUUCGGUAAGUGGAAUUUUCAAUUCGUUCUGGCACGUUUUGUGUUGUGUUUGAAUUUACGCACGCAUGUUGUUGUCGCGACGCUAAUGUUUUCAUUUAAACCAUCUCGUUUAUUUUCACAGCUUGUAACGCCGGCGAAUACUCCAGCAACUCCACCGAACUUCCCAGAAGCUCUUCUAGCAUUUCAAAGACUAUCAGCGUCAGAUACAAGCUCGAAAAACAGCCAACAAGUUGUCAGAUGAAACAUUUCUCAUUGACCACGCUAACCGUUGUUGUAUCAUAGUUGUAGAGACACCUUGUCCGCGGGCCGGCAAGGUUUUUGUCGACAAAAUAUCGUUGAUUUCAUAUAAAAUUGAUCUUAAUAUGCACCGUGAUCAAGUAAUUUAUAUCGUAAAAGACUAAAAAAGAAUCGACAAGUGUCAUGGGACAUGAAUUGGAGGGAAAAAACACGUAUAAAUUUGAUGUUGUAAAAUCGACAAACGUAAACAUUGGGUAACUAUGAAUGAGAAAACGAAAAUAAGGAAGCACUGGCGAUCGCUUUUCAAAAAGACAAAGUAUUUAAAGGAUUGUAAUAUACUCAUUUAAGGACACUACUACCUUCAUAUUCAAAGAGUAAAAAUCGAUCGCCAAAUCGGAAAAGAUGAGUGGAAAGGAAGUUUAAAACAUGUGACAAGGCCAUUGACUGGGACGUGAAUUCGAAAUGAAGUGGGAAUUUCUUGUCGAUAUUUAUAAAAAGAAACUUUUUAACGUUAGGUUGUAGACUGUAGCCUAGAAAAACAGUAAAGUGACAUUGCAUUGUUAAAUAAUAAAUAUUAAAGUUGUGUAGAAAAUUGGGGCAUAUACAGCUAUGAGUUGUAUAUACUUGCAAUAACCCAAAAUUGAAAAUGACAGUUGUUUUUUGUUAUUAUUACGCUGCAGACCUAUCGUCUAGUUGUACAAUAUAAAUUUUGUAGUAUACUGUAACUACGGUGAUUCUAUUUAAUAGUUUUAAAUCGUGCUUGCAUAAACGUCAAACAGGAAACUCGUUGAAACAGGCGGACGUUCUAGAAUGCUUUCGCUCUUGGCAAACCUCGGGGCAUACCAUAUUAUUUUGCCAGAAUGUACUGUAGAAUUUACUACGCUUAUUAAUAACGCUUGUAACAGGAAAAAUAAAAUGAAUAAACUUUACUUUUACAGCAAAAACUGAGGGUUUGUUUUACAUAGAAUGUGUUCCAUAGUUU